AUGUUUGACGAAACCAGUGAUUUGUCUCAUAAGGAACAGAUUACAUUAGUUGUCCGUUAUAUUUGGAAAGAUGCCGUAAGGGAGGACUUCAUAACUUUUAUUGAUGCAUACAAUGCAGCAGCAGAUGUAAAUGGUAAAGAGAACAAACUAUCAGGGAAAACUCUAGGUGAAAUAGUCUUAAGGAAUGUAAAAGAACUUGGCUUAGACCUUAGUUACUGUGUAGGCAUAGGUACAGAUGGGGCUUCGGUAAUGACAUCUGAAGAAUCAGGUAGUGUAACAAAGAUCCAAUCAGAGGCAGUUAGUGCAAAACGGCUUCCAUGCUACAACCACGCCUUGAAUAAUUCUAUUUCUAAAUCUAAUAAGAUUCGAUCCAUAAAUAAUGCCGUUGGCAUUAUGAAAGAAGUCAUUCACUUUUAUAAUCAGUCAGCAAAAAGGAAUGCUGUUCUAACUGAACACGUAGGAGGGCAACUAGUGAGCCUCUGUGAAACUAGGUGGGUAGAUAGACAUGAUGCAGUAAUUUUAUUUUUUUGUGCAUUGCCAGAAAUUGUCGAUUCAUUUACAGAGAUAAGCGAAUGGAAAGAGUCCGAGUCAGCCAAAAAGGCCGUGUUGUAUAUCAACUCGAUAACAAGCACUGAAUUCAUUUUUUCUUGCGUUUGUCUGGUAGAUAUUCUGAAAAGGACCCUUCCCCUAAGCAAGUUAUUGCAAAAACCAAACUUAGACUUGAACAAGGCUUCCAAUGCAGUGACAGACACACUGACAUGUCUGAAGGAUAGGAGACGAAAUUGUGAUGAUCAUUUCACAGAGUUAUACUUGGAAGCUCUAACUACCUCUGAAAAGCUGGGCGUGUAG
This is a messenger RNA of Diabrotica virgifera virgifera (western corn rootworm), 849 nucleotides long. Its product is annotated as 52 kDa repressor of the inhibitor of the protein kinase-like. The coding region runs from base 1 to 849 and encodes 282 amino acids. The record is from RefSeq and is a predicted model, not a curated record. The transcript has a single exon. NCBI's taxonomy places the organism in Eukaryota, Metazoa, Arthropoda, Insecta, Coleoptera, Chrysomelidae.